Molecule: messenger RNA, 1615 nt
Organism: Kogia breviceps (pygmy sperm whale)
Lineage: Eukaryota; Metazoa; Chordata; Mammalia; Artiodactyla; Physeteridae
Gene: CNMD
Product: chondromodulin
Biological process (GO): negative regulation of angiogenesis; negative regulation of endothelial cell proliferation
Source: RefSeq, a predicted model, not a curated record
CAGAGCCCAGGGCGCGCGCGGAGCCUCCCAGUGUCCCGCUCCUGUGGCCGCAGCCAUGACGGAGAACUCAGACAAAGUGCCCAUCGCCCUGGUGGGACCCGACGAGGUUGAGUUCUGUAGCCCCCCGGCGUACGCCACGGUGACCGUGAAGCCCCCCAGCCCCGCGCGGUUGCUCCAGGUCGGAGCGGUGGUCCUCAUUUCGGGGGCGGCGCUGCUGCUCUUCGGGGCCAUCGGGGCCUUCUACUUCUGGAAGGGGAGCGACAGUCACAUUUACAAUGUCCAUUAUACCGUGAGUAUCAAUGGGAAAUUACAAGAUGGGUCAAUGGAAAUAGAUGCUGGGAACAACUUGGAGACCUUUAAAAUGGGAAGUGGAGCUGAAGAAGCGAUUGAAGUUAAUGAUUUCCAGAAUGGCAUCACAGGAAUCCGUUUUGCUGGAGGGGAGAAGUGCUACAUCAAAGCACAGGUGAAGGCUCGACUUCCUGACGUGGGCACCAUGACCAAGAAGAGCAUCUCCUCGGAACUGGAAGGCAAGAUCAUGCCUGUUAAAUAUGAAGAAAAUUCUCUCAUCUGGGUGGCUGUAGACCAGCCCGUGAAGGACAACAGCUUCUUGAGUUCUAAAAUCUUAGAACUCUGUGGCGACCUUCCUAUUUUCUGGCUUAAACCAACCUAUGCAAAAGAAAUCCAGAGAGAAAGAAGAGAAUUGGUAAGAAAAAUUGUUACAACGAUGACCACAGGAAUAUUACGCAGUGGUCCACGGGGCAACCCACGGCCUGGAAGACCAAGUAACGAAACCAGACCCAGCGUUCAAGAGGAUUCAGAGCCCUUCAAUCCAGACAACCCUUACCACCAGCAGGAAGGAGAAGGCAUGACAUUCGACCCUAGAUUGGAUCAUGAAGGAAUCUGCUGUAUAGAAUGCAGGCGGAGCUACACCCACUGCCAGAAGAUCUGUGAACCACUGGGGGGCUAUUAUCCAUGGCCUUAUAAUUACCAGGGUUGCCGUUCAGCCUGUAGAGUUGUCAUGCCAUGUAGCUGGUGGGUGGCCCGCAUCUUGGGCAUAGUGUGAAAUCACUUCAUAUACCAGGUGCUGUAAAGAAUUAGCUCCAGAAACAACCAAAGUUUGAGGCAUCUUGAUGCUGCAGGGACCACAAAGUAUUUUAUAUUCCAUCUGAGCAAUGUUAUUCGAAACACUUAACAGAAUAUUUUUGAACUGCUUUACAGAACUGCACAUGUACUGAAAGGGUAGUUUAAGUCUAAAAUACCAUCAUAAUCCUUUCAUUGCUUGCUAGUUUUUGCUUUUCUUUGCCAGUAAGGCCUGCUUUUAAGACUUCCUUACCAAGCUCUUUUGAAAUAAUCAUGAAAAAUUAUUUACAAUUUGUCAAAGAUCUCAACUGUACACUUGAGUUCCUUUUAAAUCAUCACUGACUAAAACAAUUAAGUUGUCUUCUGUUGUUAUUUGUACAUAAUUCCUCAGUUGUUCUUAACCUUUACUUUUCUUUCCCAGUCUUGCAAAUGUGCCCCCAGAGUUCCUAGAUACAAACAAACAUAGACAGAAAAGGGAAAACAAGACAUAUAAUGGCAUCUGAGAGUGAACAUUAUAAGGCAGCUCAUAGGAAAU